Molecule: messenger RNA, 6571 nt
Organism: Suricata suricatta (meerkat)
Lineage: Eukaryota; Metazoa; Chordata; Mammalia; Carnivora; Herpestidae
Gene: PLCB1
Product: phospholipase C beta 1
Exons: 32
Coding region: 1-3486 (1161 amino acids)
Biological process (GO): phosphatidylinositol-mediated signaling; lipid catabolic process; memory
Cellular component (GO): nuclear speck; cytoplasm
Molecular function (GO): phosphatidylinositol-4,5-bisphosphate phospholipase C activity; calcium ion binding; calmodulin binding
Source: RefSeq, a predicted model, not a curated record
AUGGUCUUCAGAACCCAGCUUUCUAAUCAGACUUACCACGACUCUACUAUUGUCACUCCAAUUAUUUUGAGGACUGACCCUCAGGGAUUUUUCUUUUACUGGACAGAUCAAAAUAAGGAGACGGAGCUGUUAGAUCUCAGCCUUGUCAAGGAUGCCAGAUGUGGGAAACAUGCCAAAGCUCCCAAGGACCCCAAAUUACGGGAACUUUUGGAUGUGGGGAACAUUGGACGUCUGGAGCAUCGCAUGAUCACCGUGGUGUACGGGCCCGACUUGGUUAACAUCUCCCAUUUGAAUCUCGUGGCUUUCCAAGAGGAAGUGGCCAAGGAAUGGACAAAUGAGGUUUUCAGUUUGGCAACAAACCUGCUGGCCCAAAACAUGUCCAGAGACGCAUUUCUGGAAAAAGCCUAUACUAAGCUUAAGCUGCAAGUCACUCCAGAAGGGCGCAUUCCUCUCAAAAACAUAUACCGCUUGUUCUCAGCAGACCGGAAGCGAGUUGAAACUGCUUUAGAGGCUUGUAGUCUUCCAUCUUCAAGGAAUGAUUCAAUACCUCAAGAAGAUUUCACUCCAGAAGUGUACAGAGUUUUCCUGAACAACCUUUGCCCUCGACCUGAAAUUGAUAACAUCUUUUCUGAAUUUGGUGCCAAAAGCAAACCAUACCUUACUGUUGAUCAGAUGAUGGAUUUUAUCAACCUGAAGCAGCGAGAUCCCCGGCUAAAUGAAAUACUUUACCCACCUUUAAAACAAGAACAAGUCCAAGUAUUGAUUGAGAAGUAUGAGCCCAACGAUAGCCUCGCCAAAAAAGGACAGAUAUCAGUGGAUGGCUUUAUGCGCUAUCUGAGUGGAGAAGAAAAUGGAGUCGUUUCGCCUGAGAAACUGGAUUUGAACGAAGAUAUGUCUCAGCCCCUUUCUCACUAUUUCAUCAAUUCCUCACACAACACCUACCUCACAGCUGGCCAGUUGGCUGGAAACUCCUCUGUUGAGAUGUAUCGCCAAGUGCUCCUGUCUGGUUGUCGCUGUGUGGAGUUGGACUGCUGGAAGGGACGGACUGCAGAAGAGGAGCCAGUCAUCACUCAUGGGUUCACCAUGACAACUGAAAUAUCCUUCAAGGAAGUGAUAGAAGCAAUUGCUGAGUGUGCAUUUAAGACGUCACCUUUUCCGAUUCUGCUUUCAUUUGAGAACCACGUAGAUUCCCCAAAGCAGCAAGCCAAGAUGGCGGAGUAUUGCCGACUGAUCUUUGGAGAUGCUCUUCUCAUGGAACCACUGGAAAAGUACCCACUGGAAUCUGGAGUUCCUCUUCCAAGCCCUAUGGAUUUAAUGUACAAAAUUUUGGUGAAGAAUAAGAAGAAAUCACAUAAGUCAUCAGAAGGAAGUGGCAAAAAGAAGCUCUCAGAACAAGCCUCCAACACGUACAGCGACUCCUCCAGCGUGUUUGAGCCUUCGUCUCCAGGAGCCGGGGAAGCUGAUACCGAGAGCGAUGACGACGAUGAUGAUGAUGACUGUAAAAAAUCUUCAAUGGAUGAAGGCACUGCUGGCAGCGAGGCCAUGGCCACAGAAGAGAUGUCUAACCUGGUGAACUAUAUUCAGCCAGUCAAGUUUGAGUCCUUUGAAAUUUCAAAAAAAAGAAAUAGAAGCUUUGAAAUGUCUUCCUUCGUGGAAACCAAAGGACUCGAGCAACUGACGAAGUCUCCAGUGGAAUUUGUAGAAUAUAACAAAAUGCAGCUCAGCAGGAUAUAUCCAAAAGGAACCCGUGUGGAUUCAUCAAACUACAUGCCUCAGCUCUUCUGGAAUGCUGGUUGCCAAAUGGUUGCACUUAAUUUUCAAACCGUGGCAUUAUUUAAAAUAGCGAACUACUGGAAGCAUCCAUUGAUAGAGGACAGGAUUAUUUCAGGUCAGUUUCUCUCUGAUAAGAAAGUUGGGACUUUUGUGGAAGUGGAUAUGUUUGGUUUGCCUGUGGACACGAGGAGGAAGGCAUUUAAGACCAAAACAUCACAAGGAAAUGCUGUCAAUCCUGUCUGGGAAGAAGAGCCCAUUGUGUUCAAAAAGGUGGUUCUUCCUUCUCUGGCCUGUUUGAGGAUAGCAGUGUAUGAAGAAGGAGGUAAAUUUAUCGGUCACCGGAUCUUGCCUGUCCAGGCAAUUCGACCAGGCUAUCACUACAUCUGUCUGCGGAAUGAGAGGAACCAGCCUCUGAUGCUCCCAGCUGUCUUUGUCUACAUAGAAGUGAAAGACUAUGUACCAGACACAUAUGCAGAUGUGAUUGAAGCUUUGUCAAAUCCAAUCCGAUAUGUGAACCUGAUGGAGCAGAGAGCCAAGCAACUGGCUGCUUUGACACUGGAAGAUGAAGAGGAAAUAAAGAAAGAGGCUGACCCUGGGGAAACACCAUCAGAAGCUCCAAGUGAAGCCAGGACAACUCCAGCAGAAAAUGGAGUGAAUCACACUACAUCCCUGGCACCCAAACCACCCUCCCAGGCUCCCCACAGCCAACCAGCUCCAGGCAGAAGCCAGGCUCCAGCUAAGACCAGUUCACUCUUAUACUUGUUUGUUGCAGAAGUGGAAGCACAGACUAUUGAAGAGCUAAAGCAACAGAAAUCAUUUGUGAAACUUCAAAAGAAGCACUACAAAGAAAUGAAAGACCUGGUUAAAAGACACCACAAGAAAACCACUGACCUUAUCAAAGAACACACUACAAAAUAUAAUGAGAUCCAGAAUGACUACUUGAGAAGGAGGGCGGCUUUGGAAAAGACAGCCAAAAAGGACAGUAAGAAAAAAUCAGAACCCAGCAGUCCCGACCAUGGUUCAUCAACAAUUGAGCAAGAUCUUGCUGCCCUAGAUGCUGAAAUGACCCAAAAGUUAAUAGACCUGAAGGACAAACAGCAGCAGCAGCUGCUUAAUCUUCGACAAGAACAGUAUUACAGUGAAAAAUACCAGAAGCGAGAACAUAUUAAACUGCUUAUUCAGAAAUUGACAGAUGUUGCCGAAGAAUGUCAGAACAAUCAGCUAAAGAAGCUCAAAGAAAUCUGUGAGAAAGAGAAGAAAGAAUUAAAGAAGAAAAUGGAUAAAAAAAGGCAGGAGAAGAUCACAGAGGCUAAAUCCAAAGACAAAAGUCAAAUGGAAGAGGAAAAGACAGAGAUGAUCCGGUCAUACAUCCAGGAGGUGGUACAGUACAUCAAGAGGUUAGAAGAGGCACAAAGUAAACGGCAAGAAAAACUUGUCGAGAAACACAAGGAGAUUCGUCAGCAGAUCCUGGAUGAAAAGCCCAAGCUGCAGACGGACCUGGAGCAAGAGUACCAAGACAAGUUCAAAAGACUGCCCCUGGAGAUCCUGGAGUUCGUGCAGGAAGCCAUGAAGGGGAAGAUCAGUGAAGACAGCAAUCACAGUUCUCUCCCUCCCUCCCUGGCCUCAGACCCUGGAAAACUAAACCACAGGCCUCCUUCCAGUGAGGAGCUAGAAGGAGACAACCCAGGAAAAGAGUUUGAUACUCCUCUGUGAUUGUUCCUGCCAGGCCUUCAAAACAUGCAUGGCCACUUCAUCAGACUCUCUCUUACUACCAAGAUCACUGCCCAGGAGCAUCUUCCUGAGAAGCAUCCCUUAGCCUAAAAUCCACACCAAAGGGGGAGUUCUAGAAGGAUCCAUGCAGACUUCCUCAUGCCCAGGCUCCAGGUGUUAUAUGGACAUUAUUGCAGCCUACCUGUGGAGAGUGCAUGUAUGUGGGAUUUUUGUUUUCUCUCCAAUAGUAAAUUCAAAGCAGGCAACUUCCAGGCUCCAUGGGACAUUUAAUGAAGGACAGUAUCUUUUUUGAAGAAAAUCAAGCUCAUGUUUUUAUUUGAAGCUCUGGUGUAAAGUAUUUCGAAGUAAUAGAAAUAGUUUGAGAAAUGCAUAGCACUAUUUAACACUAUUGAAGAGUCAACUUAGAGCAUUUGUUUUUCCUAACUGCCCCUCAACUACCAUAUCUUCAACUUAACAUGCAUAUUAAAUUGUUCCAUCCUUUGCUUUGCAAGCACUGGCAGCUUGCAGUUUGCUAAUUUAUUUAUCAUAGAGGCAUCCGUGUAUUCGUUGCUGACAUGGCUUUAUUAGAUACCAUAGUGAUUCAAAUAAGUCGAUUUUCUUUCUUGAGAAAAAGUCACUUGAUUGUAUCCUCACCCCGUGAACUAUCCCAAGACUUAGCAAUAUGGCUCCUACAUUUGGUUGCUUGAGAAAACUGGCCACACACUUCCAGACAGUGUGCUUUUUGAGUUGACUAUUUGCACUUAAAGUCUGGAUAGCCAUUGGUUGUUGGCCUGAAAUUAUUACAUAACUACAAAGAGUCUGUCUGGUUGAAUAAAAAUAAUUGAGCAGAUGUAUCUUGAGCAGAGAUUCAAUCAGACUGAACAGGUUCCAGUGUUUAUUUUGCUGUCUCACAUUUUAUAUGGUUCAUUUAUUUUUAAUAUAGAGAUAAAGAUUGAUUAUUUAUCUAGAGAAUACACAAACCCACAUAUAAAUGAUAUAUAUUAUCUCCAUGUAUAUAUGUACACAGUCAGCCAUGUAAGUGCACACACACAUACAUACACACACAAGUGUGGCUGUGUGGUUUUUAAUUGGCAAUGACCCAAGUCCCUUCCACAAGACUUAAAACCAAAUUCAGGGAUAAAUACCUAGAGAAGAAAAUGGUCAAACAUCUGUAUUAUGUUGCUAUUAAAUUAUAUUGAAGCUCUAAGAAACAAUUGAUGGAACCAUUGAUAUGAGUGAAGGUAGAUUUAGAACUUAGAAUAUGAAUUUGAUAUAUAUUUUACAGAAUCAAAAACUGGAUUCUAAGUAUCAGAUUUUAAGCUUGCAAUAGAAUAUACAGAAUGUAUAGGGCGGCAAUAUGGAAAUUUAUUAAUAUCUUUCAUGAUUUUUAAGUCUGACAGAUUUCAAUUUUAUUCUAACAGAAAAAAAUAUUCCAUUAUAUAUUUACUAUGUACAUUUAACUCACUUAACUAUGUCUUUUGUUAAGUUUCUAUGUUGGGUGGCAUAAGAAAAACAAAUUAUAUCAUGGGAAAACUGAUCAAAAGUAUUAUUGAGAGAACUUAAGAGAGAAUAAUUAUAUAGAGGAAAAUAUAAUCUAGAGAGUAACACAACGAACAUUGACAUUAAAGCCCUGAAGAAAGAUGCUCACAGCUUUAUUUUAUUUUAAAAUAAACCUGUCUGAUUGUAGCUUAGCGAAACAUUCUAAAUGCAUUCUAAAAUGCAAAUAACAGUUGUGUCCUGAAGAUUGUGUUUCAAGAAUUUAAUAUUUUUAUGCAAAUUAUUUUAUUUAACUUUAAGCAAUAACUAAGGAUCACAAUUAAGUUUUAAUCAAAAUGAAGGCUUAGUUCAAACAUUAGGCAAGAGUGAUUUAAAAAAAACACACAUCUAGCAAGACACAAGGGGGGAAAAAUCCCAUCCUCUUUGGAGAUGAUUAUAUUUUGAUCUGAAGGAUUUGGGGUAUUAAUUAGACACUUAAUAAAACUUAUCUUCCACUGAAAGAGAAAUCUUUUGUAAGCAUCCUACUUUUGCACUUUGAAAGAAAGGCGUUAAUCAUAAGGAAGCAAGAAAGGGCACAAUUGAAUGCUGCAUUUUUAUAAACAAAAUUACAGACUGUCUAACAUAGCAGAAGAGUGAACUAAUAAUAGCAUUCAUAACCAAACACAAUGAUGAUUAUUACAGAACCUUCUAUCACAGUUUAGUCCAGAGACAGACAAAAAUGGGAAAAAAAAAAACCUUGACUUAACACAAAACUGUUCUGGUAGUUGGAUUUCAUUAUCUUAGUGACUCAAUAGUCAUUUUGCAAUACAUUUGUAUUUGGCCAUUUACUGUAAUCACAUUUUUAUAUCUGUACAAUGACAGUUUUUGCAGUUGUGGGGUGGUGUGUGACACUGUCCAUCUUGCAUCAUUGAAACUACUACAGCGAUACUAUCAUUUAACAAUAUUAAUAUUACUUGAAAUAGAGUAAGAUAAAGAAAAGGGGUCUGUAUGAUGUGCAGUUUUGUGCCUUUAUGUAUUUGCCUUGUUCUGUGUUGAAUGUGUGAAAUUCUGUACUGUGGUCUUUCCUAUAAUAGAGAGAGCUGCGUAGUAAAUUAGACCGUGCCCCUCUGAUACCUUUACACUACUGAGAAUAGCGUGGUUUUGGCCGUGAAAACCAAUUUUCAAAAUUCUAAUGACAUGCUGUGUGGUUUUGGUUUUCAGCAUUUCAUUUGAACAUUUCAACAUCAUCAUACAUUAAUGAAUACUCCUGUAAUUGAUAAGCAGUCAUUAAAUACUUCUGAAAGAAAGGGCCAUUGCUUGCAUUACUUUGAAUUUAAUGUUGCGCUUGUGCACUGUAUAAAUAUUGUUUGUGAUGGAUUAGACAUUGUGACUUUUGCCUUUUCAGAAGACAAUAAAAGAUAGGACAAAGUAUUUGAAACUCUUAAAGUGUACAUAUUUUGGUUCUUCUAUCUCCGAUUAUUUAAAAUGCGUAAUUCACAUUUUUGUAAUGAUUCUAUGCAAUUUUGUGGCAUGAUGUUUCUUCCACUUGUAAUUUUAUGUGCUUUCAUCACAAAUCCAAAGGAAACAAUAAAAAUUUCUUAACACAUCCCAA